UUCUAUGCUCCAUAUACCAUGUGGCUAAAAUGAGAAACUUUUUCGAAUGAGCCUGCCCUGCUGCGGACGCCAGCCAACCAGGAGGCGGCGCGCCUUGUGGUGGCUCGCACAAUAAAACCACAGAAUAUGUUUGUCUACGGCCAGAGCAGAUGGGAACCGUGGGCAGUGGGAAGUUGAGAGUGCGACAGAGAGGGAUGCAUCGCGACGAAAGAGAGGCAGGAUGAGAGAGAGACAGAGAAAGAGAGGCCGUGGCAUAAGGGUGUCCGCGUGCUCUCCGGCAGAGGCAGAAUCUGAACAGACUCCGUGCAGAAUCCAGACAGAUGGGCCGAAUGCCGCGAGUGUGCGGAGAGUUCUCCCAAUUUGAAUGGGACAAUAUGAGAAUACGAGAAUAUCAACUGGACUGACUCGGGUGGUGGCAAGUUGCAAGUCGCAAGUGGCAAGUGGCGGGUACUUAAAGGAGGAACAGAUUGCGGGCGGGCAGCAGUCGAAGCUGGAAAUUCGAAUCGAACAGAACGGAACGGAACGAAGUCCAGACCCAGUGAGAAACGAGAAUCGUAACGAGUUUAAAGCCAACUGAAGAUGAAUUUGCUCAUGGAUAGCCUGCCGUCGCAUGCGAAUCCUGGCUCGCGUCGCUCCACGCCGCCACAGCACACGGAGCUGAGGAUUUCCACAUCCUCGCCGCACCACAACCAGCAGCAGAACCAACAACAGCACCUGCAGCAAAACCAUACACAGCAGCAACAGCAGCAACAUCACCAACACCAGCUCCAGCAGACAUCCAAUCUAAACAACAACAACAAUGAGACACCCACAUCGCCACCUGGUGGCAAGACCACACUCAAGCGCGCCUUUGACGUGGCCUUUCUGAUGAUGCCCGACGAACGCAUCAAGCAGAAGCAGGCCGAGAAACAGGCCCGUCUCCAGGAGGCACUGCAGCAGCACCACCAACACCACCAACAGCUGCAGCUCCAGCAGCAGCAGCAGCAGCAGAUGAACCACUAUCCCACAGAUUUGUCACCGCGUGGAGCUUCGUCGCAGCCACCAUCGCCGGCGGCCAUGGAGUACAUCAGCCUGCUGGAGGCUCGUCAACGUUAUCCCCAGCUGAGCAUCCGCUCGCCGCGGGUGUACGAUGAUCCCACACUGGUCAUCCCGCUGGUGGAUUCUCCAGAGGCCACGGCCACUGCCUCGCCACCGCCGCCAAUGCGCAGCGCCUUUACCAAGGUGGCCUCCUCGUCGUUGUCCACAUCCUCGUCGCCUUCGACCACAUCGCGCCUGGAGUCGCCCGUGGAUGUGGGCGCCCCUCCAUUGAGCCCGGAUCAACUGAGCUGCCACUCGAUGAGUCCGCCGCUGGUGACGCCACCGCCGCGCACCAACAGCGGUGGCAGUGUGGGAAGUGUGGGUCCGCCGCAUGUCGCCAAUGCCAUGCCACCCAAUCCCAUUGUGUACCACAACUUUCGGCCAGAGUACCAGUUCAACGCCUUCCAGGCGGUGAAUCCCAUGCAGGCGCUACAGGCACAGCAUCGACUGAAGCAGCACCUUCUCUACACGCGUCCGCCGGGACCGGGAUGCCAUCCAAAUGGUGGAGGAGGAGGACCGGGGACGCCCUCGUCGCCACCGUCAGGUCCGCCAGCGGAGUUUCUGCACGCCGCCUAUCCAGGAUUCGGACCGCCACCGCAUCCAUUCGCUGUGUCCCAGCCCCUGCAGAAUCCGGCAGCAGCUGCCAUUCUCUCCACGCUGAUCCCACCCACACUGGCCUCCACCUUCACCCUGACCGCCCAGAACGUGUGCGCCAAGUGCAACAUUAGUUUCAGGAUGACCAGCGAUCUGGUCUACCACAUGCGUUCCCACCACAAGAGCGAGGUGGCCUGCGAUCCCAAUCGCCGCAAGCGCGAGGAGAAGCUGAGGUGCCCCGUCUGCCAGGAGACUUUCCGCGAGCGGCAUCAUCUCACCAGGCACAUGACGGCCCACCAGGACAAGGCCAGUGACCAUCAGCCGCAGCUGGAGGAGUCCAGCGACAACGAGAUUAUCAAUGUGGUUGGAGGCACACCGCCCGGACGACGGAUGGGCGGUGUGCCCAAAUGAUCGAAGCAUUUCUUCGGAUACUUUUAAGAACCCUGCCCCCAAUCCACCCAACAAGUCAUCGUUUUUGUGCCCGUAAUGCCCAUUCUCUAUUGUGAUAUUAAUUUUAGUUUUUCCCCCUGGACUUUCUGUUUUCUUUAGCCUUAAAUGUAGUGCAAUUUGUAUCUUAAAUAACCCCUCCCUCUAUGUCUAUUAAUGCUCAGUCUUUGCGGGAACCGAAAAGUUCUCUGGCUCAACUCAUUGUAAAAUAUUAGAAAUAAGUUGCAGAUCUGCUAAUCUUAGCAUUCAAUGUGUGGCUGAAUGUUUCAAUA
This is a messenger RNA of Drosophila subobscura, 2390 nucleotides long. RefSeq names its product hormone receptor 4. The record is from RefSeq and is a predicted model, not a curated record. Gene Ontology annotation, biological process: regulation of DNA-templated transcription. NCBI's taxonomy places the organism in Eukaryota, Metazoa, Arthropoda, Insecta, Diptera, Drosophilidae. Gene Ontology annotation, cellular component: nucleus.